AUUUCUUCUCUGCAGCACCGUGUGAAGAAAGAGAGAGUUCCAAAGAUGACCGAUCAGAUAGCGAGAGCAGAAGAAUUCGAGAGAAAAGCCGAGAAGAAGCUCAGCGGUUGGGGUCUUUUCGGUUCCAAAUACGAAGACGCCGCUGAUUUGUUCGAUAAAGCUGCUAAUGCCUUCAAACUCGCCAAAUCAUGGGAUCAAGCUGGAGCUGUGUAUGUCAAAUUGGCUAACUGUCAUGUAAAGUUGGAUAGCAAACAUGAAGCUGCCAAUGCUUAUGCUGAUGCUGCUCAUUGCUAUAAGAAAACAAAUACAAAAGAGUCCAUAUCUUGCCUAGAGCAAGCUAUAAAUAUAUUUUUGGAUAUUGGAAGGCUCAAUAUGUCUGCGAGAUAUUAUAAGGAAAUUGCCGAAUUGUACGAGCAAGAACAAAACUUGGAGCAGUCUAUUGUUUUCUAUGAAAGGGCAGCUGAUCUAUUCCAAAGUGAAGAAGUAACAACAACUGCAAAUCAAUGCAAGCAGAAAAUUGCACAAUUCUCUGCUCAACUUGAACGAUACCAGCCAGCGAUUGAGAUAUACGAAGAGAUAGCACGCCACUCUCUUAACAAUAACUUACUGAAGUAUGGAGUCAAAGGACAUCUUCUUAAUGCUGGCAUUUGCCAACUCUGUAAAGGCGAUGUUGUUGCGGUUACUAAUGCAUUGGAGCGAUAUCAGGACCUGGAUCCAACCUUUUCAGGGACACGUGAGUACAGAUUGCUGGCGGAUUUGGCUGCUGCAAUUGACGAGGAAGAUGUUGCAAAGUUCACCAAUGCUGUCAAGGAAUUUGAUAGCAUGACCCAGCUGGAUGCGUGGAAGACAUCUCUUCUGUUGAGAGUGAAGGAAGCAGUGAAGGCUAAAGAGCUGGAAGAGGAUGAUCUUACUUGAAUCCACUGCUAUUGGAACACUGAUCUGCAUUUGUUUAUAAUUAUUGCAUUGAAUUGGAUGGUGGUGUUUCACUGCGAUUGCUUAAAUAUUUCUUGUGAGUUUGUGAGAUUGGAAUGUAGUUUUGUUCCCUAAUUGUGGCUGGGGACGAACUUAUAUGUGCGAAGAACUAAAGAAUCUAUGAAGAAAAUGAUUGAAUUGAUUGGAUUGAAGGGCACAGUGUCUUGUGCUGGAUGCUUUUAUGUGCUAAAAAGUUGCCCCGACUGCUAAAUUCACUAAUUCAGAGUGUUAUGUGGUUGAAUUGAAUGCCCUCGUUGGUUGGUUUAUCGAAUCGCCCUUAAUAGUUGCACAA
Molecule: messenger RNA, 1264 nt
Organism: Ilex paraguariensis (yerba mate)
Lineage: Eukaryota; Viridiplantae; Streptophyta; Magnoliopsida; Aquifoliales; Aquifoliaceae
Source: the annotation of a GenBank genome assembly